AUGAAGACCAUCUAUCCCUUGGUCGCGCUUCUUUCCGCGGCUAUUGUAGCCGCCGGGCCAAUCCCCAAGGCCGACAUUUCAGAGACACGAUCUAACGACUUAAUUCACGCUCCCCAGCGAGCUCGCACCGAGGCUGCUCCUGCACCUGCGCCACCUGCUGGGCACGUUGCAGCGGCUCCCGCACCUGCGCCCCCCGCAGAGCACGUUACGGCCCCUCCCGCCCCAGAUGCUGAAGCCCAGCGUCUGAAAGAUGAAGAGGCUAAGAAGGCUGCUGAUGCAAUGGAAGCCGAACAUGUAGCCAAGGCUGAGGCCGAAGCUAAAGCCCACCAGGAGGCUGCGGCAAAGAUGGAGGCAGAGCACGUAGCCAAGGCCCAGGCUCAAGACAAAGCUCACCAGGAGGCUGCGGCCAAGAUGGAGGCAGAACACGUGGCCAAGGCCCAGGCUGAAGACAAAGCCAAGCAGGAAGCUGCCGCCGCAAUGGAACAGAUGCAUGCCGAGCAAGAGAAGCAGAAGGCAGAAGAGGAGCAAAAGAAGGCAAAGGAGAUGGAGGCCAUGCAUGUUGCUCAGGAGGAAGCCAAAAACGCAGAGGACCAGAAAAAGGCAAAGGAAAUGGAGGCCAUGCAUAUUGCCCAAGAGGAGGCAAAGAAUGCUGAACAUAAGGCGGCCGCAGAUGAGAUGGAACGCAAGCAUCAGGAAGAAGCCAAACAACGUGAGAUGGCUCAUCAAUCAGCCGCUGCCGUGCCACCCCCAGCUGAGAUGCCACCUCCAGCUGCGACUCCUGAGCAUCCCGUCGCAAACGCUACCAGCGCUGCGAUGGCAGAGAUGACCAGUGCCGCUGUUGUCCAUCCACCUGCGCCAGCAGCUCCUCCAGCCGUUAGCCAUCCCGCACCAGCAGCCCCUCCAGCAGUCGUCCACCCUUCACCAGCAGCUCCUCCAGCAGUCGUCCACCCUUCACCGGCAGCUCCUCCAGCAGUCGUCCACCCUUCACCGGCAGCUCCUCCAGCAGUCAGCCAUCCUGCAGUAGCCCCUCCAGCAGCUGCCAACACUACCAUGGCCAUGCCUACGGCGGCACCUACAGUCUCGGAGAGCUUUAUGCUUGUUGAUGGACAGGCUAAGCCUACCGCGCACCCAGCCAACGCGACACAGGCGGCGGUCAGUUCAGCGGAAGAGAAGGUCGCUGAAAGCACAAUGGCUAGCAUCACUUCAGCAGCUAGCGAGCCAACUCCCGCGCCCGCUGCUCCAGUCGAGGAAAAGCCAGAGUCUGUUGCAGGAGCCAUGCCAGUCGAGACGCCCAAGCAAGAAGAGGCCCCAAAGCCAGAACAAGCUCCUGCUGAGGCCCCGAAGCAAGAAGAAGCCCCUGCUGAGGAGGCGCCAGCGGAAGAAGCUCCCGCUGAGGAAGCCCCGGCCGAACAAGCACCAGCGGAAGAAGCCCCUGCUGAGGAAACGCCAGCAGAGGAUGCACCAGCUGGGGAAGCCCCGGCGGCAGAGCCUGUUCCCGCUGCGGAGAACAACGCACCGUCCUCCGAGGUCGUCCAGUAUCCCGCUGGCUUUCUUAUCGGCCGUUCGCGCGAAUGA
Messenger RNA from Parastagonospora nodorum SN15, 1575 nucleotides. RefSeq lists its product as hypothetical. Lineage: Eukaryota; Fungi; Ascomycota; Dothideomycetes; Pleosporales; Phaeosphaeriaceae. The record is from RefSeq and is a predicted model, not a curated record. Bases 1 to 1575 code for a protein of 524 amino acids. The transcript is spliced from 7 exons.